CUUCCUUCCCCUUUUUACGCAUACCAUCAUUCAAGAUGACAUUCUCACCUAUAAUACAAAUACAGUCAACCUUUGCACACGUUGCAAAAGCUUUGGACGAUGAUGCGAUUCCAUGGAUGACAUUAAUUCAAGUUUUGUUGGUCGUCGUUUUAUCGUUUGAAGUGUUGGUCUCUUUGUUACAAUUAAGGACGUAUAGCGAACCUGCUCCUCCAGCAACACUCAAGCCACAUGUUACACAAGAGACAUAUGAGAAAAGUCGUGUUUAUGGUCGUGAUAAGCUGCAAUUCUCAAUCUUCAGCUUGAUCUAUGAAUGGGCUUUAAGUGCAGCUUUGCUACAUGCUUUCGCAUAUGCACGUAUUUGGUCAGCAGCAGGUGUGGUGAUGGCAAGAUUGGGCUACACAACUGAUUCGGAAGUUGUACAUUCUCUACUUUUCCUCUUGCUGUCACAACCGGUCACCUCAAUUCCUCUUCUACCUCUUUCGCUAUACAAAAACUUCGUCAUUGAAGAGAGACAUGGAUUCAACAAGAUGACCUUAAAGACGUUCUUCUUGGACGGAGUCAAGGGAUGGGCAGUUGGUGUCGUAGUUGCCGGUCCUUUCAUGGCAGGACUAAUCAAAUUGAUUCGAUGGGCAGGAGAUAGCUUUGUCGCAUACGUGGUCGUAUUUUUGUUCGUAUUCCAGUUGGUUGCCAUGACCCUUUAUCCAACUUUGAUUCAACCUCUGUUCAACAAGUUGACUCCCUUGGAAGAUGGACCUCUGAAAGAUCGUGUAGUGGCACUCGCUACUCAGCUCAAUUUCCCACUCAAGUCCAUUUACGUCAUCGAUGGUAGCAAGCGAUCUGCACACAGUAACGCUUACUUUUACGGAGUCUUGCCAGGUGGAUCCAAGCAUAUUGUCAUCUAUGACACUUUGAUCGAAAAGAGUACACCGGCCGAAAUUGAAGCAGUCUUGGCACACGAACUAGGUCAUUGGGCACAUUCGGAUACCAGCAAGCUUAUGGGAUUGAGUCAAGUUCAGAUCAGUAUCACAAUGAGUCUAUUCACGUUGUUCAUUCACAAUGCUUCCUUAUUCCGUGCUUUCGGCUUACGCUAUGCACCUUUGACAGCAUCUGCUUCCACAAAGAUCUCCAGUCUCAAAUCUGCCUUACUUCCGCUCUCUUCUCAAGUCAAAACUCCAUUCGCUGCGCCUUUGAACCCUUUCUCAGUUUCGGUUGGCUAUCUGCCCAUCGUUGUUGGAUUGGAAUUAUUCCAGCUCGUCUUGCAUCCUCUUGAUUCUUUGGUCAAAUUUUCCAUCAAUGCUGCCAUCAGACGAAUGGAAUAUGCCGCUGAUCGAUUUGCUGCUCAACAGCCACGUGCUCCUGAAUUGAUCGGAGGAUCGGGAAAGCAUAAAGCAGAAGAUGUUGCACUCAACGAACCUUAUACGACCUUAUUGGGAAAAGCAUUGAUCAAAUUGCACAUCCAAAAUUUGUCUACAAUGCACCAUGAUGCUCUUUACAGCGCUUAUCAUUACAGUCACCCAACGUUGACCGAACGAUUAGAUGAAUUGGAAAAGCUCAAAUCCAAAUCGAAAUGAAACAAGUAAUGUGACUUCCAAAAAAUUGUCUUUGUAUAGAUUGAUAUUGUAAGAAUUGUAUAAUUUGUACAGAUGCUCUCCGAGGUAAUCAGCCUUUAAUGAUAUAAAUACAAUUGCACAGUCAAA
Molecule: messenger RNA, 1697 nt
Organism: Meira miltonrushii
Lineage: Eukaryota; Fungi; Basidiomycota; Exobasidiomycetes; Exobasidiales; Brachybasidiaceae
Product: putative zinc metallo-protease
Exons: 1
Coding region: 36-1571 (511 amino acids)
Biological process (GO): CAAX-box protein processing
Cellular component (GO): endoplasmic reticulum membrane
Molecular function (GO): metalloendopeptidase activity
Source: RefSeq, a predicted model, not a curated record